UAGCGGUGCAAAUUGCAACCACGUCUCAGUUCAAAACAAGCAAUCAAAGUGGAACAACAACUGAGAAUAGAAGAAGAGGCUUACUAACAAUAUAAAAGUAUUAUAAAAUAUAUAUUAUUUAAUAAAGUGAAAGAAGUGAAAUACCAAACAUAAGUGGAGUAUCUACAAGAACAAAUUGCGAAUGAGAGAAGAAAUCCGUUAAAUAUUCGAAAUGCCAGCAAUUGGCAUUGAUUUGGGGACAACGUAUUCGUGUGUCGGAGUAUUCCAGCAUGGCAAGGUGGACAUCAUAGCGAAUGAUCAGGGGAACAGGACGACUCCCAGUUACGUGGCAUUCACGGAUGCGGAGAGAUUGGUGGGAGAGGCGGCCAAGAACCAGGUGGCCAUGAACCCGAGGAACAGUGUGUUCGAUGCGAAGCGGUUGAUUGGACGCAAGUUUGACGAUGAGAAGAUUCAGGACGACAUGAAGAACUGGCCAUUCAAGGUGGUCAACGACUGGGGCAAGCCGAAGAUCAGUGUGCAGUUCAAGGGGGAGGAGAAGCGGUUCUCCCCCGAGGAGAUCAGCUCCAUGGUGCUCGCCAAGAUGAAGGAGACUGCCGAGGCGUAUCUGGGCGUGGCCAUCAGAGAUGCCGUCAUCACAGUGCCGGCAUACUUCAAUGACUCGCAGCGUCAGGCGACCAAGGAUGCGGGUGCCAUUGCUGGACUCAACGUGCUCCGCAUCAUAAACGAGCCGACGGCUGCAGCCCUGGCCUAUGGAAUGGACAAGCAUCUGCAGGGAGAGCGCAAUGUGCUGAUCUUCGAUCUGGGAGGCGGCACCUUCGAUGUCUCCGUGCUGACCAUUGACGAGGGCUCCAUGUUCGAGGUGAGGUCCACGGCUGGAGACACGCAUCUGGGAGGCGAGGACUUUGACAACAGACUCGUCAACCACCUGGCAGAGGAGUUCCUCAGGAAGUACAAGAAGGAUCUUCGCUCCAAUCCCCGAGCACUGCGUCGCCUGAGGACAUCCGCCGAGCGGGCAAAGCGGAGUCUGUCCUCGAGCACGGAGGCUUGCAUUGAGGUUGACGCGCUGUUCGAUGGCCACGACUUCUACACGAGGAUCAGUCGGGCGAGGUUCGAGGAGCUGUGCGGGGAUCUGUUCAGGAACACGCUGCAGCCCGUGGAGAAGGCUCUCAAUGAUGCCAAGAUGGACAAGCAACAGAUCCAGGACAUUGUCCUGGUUGGUGGCUCUACUCGAAUUCCCAAGGUACAGAAUCUCCUGCAGAACUUCUUCAGCGGAAAGAGCCUCAACCUGUCCAUCAAUCCCGACGAGGCGGUGGCCUAUGGAGCCGCCAUCCAGGCUGCCAUUCUAUCUGGAGACCAGAGCAGCCAGAUUAAGGACGUGCUCCUGGUUGAUGUCACUCCUCUGUCCCUGGGCAUAGAGACAGCUGGUGGAGUGAUGACCAAGUUGAUCGAGAGGAACACCACGAUUCCCUGCAAGCUGUCCAAUCAGUUCUCCACGUACGUGGACAACCAGCCGGCGGUGACUGUCCAGGUGUUCGAGGGAGAACGCGCGAUGACCAAGGACAACAAUGUGCUGGGCACCUUCAACCUGACCGGGAUUCCGCCCGCCUCUCGGGGUGUGCCCAAGGUGGAGGUCACCUUCGACCUGGAUGCCAAUGGCAUCUUGAAUGUCUCCGCCCGGGAGAUGGGCACUGGCAAUGCCAAGAACAUCACCAUCAAGAACGACAAGGGACGCCUCUCCCAAUCCGACAUCGACCGCAUGCUGAGCGAGGCCGAGAUGUAUGCCGAGGACGACGAGAAGCAUCGAAAGAGGAUCGGGGCUCGCAACCAGCUGGAGAGCUACGCCUUCGGGGUGAAGGAGGCAGCCGAGCAUGGCGGGGAGCGGAUCUCGCAGGCGGACAAGAGCAGUGUCCUGGCCAAGUGCAGAGAGACCAUCCAGUGGCUGGAUGCCAAUACCACAGGCGACAAGGAUGAGUUCGAGUACAAGCUGCAGGAGCUGACCACCUUCUGUCUGCCCAUCAUGACGAGGAUGCAUCAGAAGGGACCUGGAGCAGGAGCAGGAGGAGCUCAGGGGCAAGCUCAGGGGGCGUAUUGUGGUCAGCAGGCGGGAGGCUUUGGUGGUCACAGUGGAGGACCCACUUUCGAGGAGGUGGAUUAAACUCAAAUAACCAAAGAUUAAAUAAUAUUC
Drosophila innubila is the source of this 2185-nucleotide messenger RNA. RefSeq names its product heat shock protein 68-like. NCBI's taxonomy places the organism in Eukaryota, Metazoa, Arthropoda, Insecta, Diptera, Drosophilidae. The transcript has a single exon. Gene Ontology annotation, molecular function: ATP hydrolysis activity; ATP binding; ATP-dependent protein folding chaperone. Bases 212 to 2155 code for a protein of 647 amino acids. Gene Ontology annotation, cellular component: cytoplasm. The record is from RefSeq and is a predicted model, not a curated record. Gene Ontology annotation, biological process: protein refolding; cellular response to unfolded protein.